UCCGUGCGGAGCUCACAGGCGCCUCUCCGCAGAUGGGUGACUGCUCCACUUCUCCCGCUCUUCUCCUCCCAAACACGGCGGCAGCUUCUUUCAGCUGUGUACCGCAGGCAGCAGCAGCCCCUGCGCCGAGCACAGAGGCAGGACUGACGGGAACCGCGCUCCAGGUGUAAGCUCAGCUCAGAAAACGCUGCUGCAGAGCUGAUCCCCGGGGAAAGAAACACAGGACGCCAUAUUUGAUUCCAUCAUCCAACUCCUCACAGCACGUAGCUGGGUGCUGUUCUCCUCCUCCUCCUCCUCUUCCUCCUCGCCCCUCAUUGUGUUCUGAUCCUCUUUAUUGUUGGAAGUUGAGUCGCCACCGCUGGGUUGCCCGCUCCCUACUUCCUCCUCCUCUCCCUUCCUGCCAUGUCCAACGACAGCGGCGUCCUCCACGUCUGGGAGGCCUCCGAUUGGGCAGACACCUCUCAGUGCCCUCCCUCAGUAGGCGGGGCAACAUUCCUCAUCGUGGCAUACAGCGCUGUCAUUGCCAUUGGGUUGCUAGGCAACGCAGGUCUGGUGUUCAUCAUUGCCCGGCAACAGGAGUUGCGCAACGUCACCAACAUCCUGAUCGCCAACCUGUCGUGCUCCGACAUCCUUAUGUGCAUCGUUUGUCUGCCCGUCACCGUCAUCUACACGCUGAUGGAUCGUUGGGUGCUGGGGGAGGCCCUGUGCAAGGUGACGCCCUUUGUUCAGUGCAUGUCGGUGACAGUGUCGGUCUUCUCCCUGGUGUUGAUCGCUUUGGAGCGCCAUCAGCUGAUCCUCCAUCCCACUGGCUGGUCCCCCGCCGCGGGACACUCCUAUCUGGCUGUGGGGCUGACAUGGCUGGUUGCCUGCUUCAUUUCACUGCCUUUCCUCUCCUUCAACAUCCUCACCAAUGACCCAUUCCAGAACAUCAGCCUCCCUGCCAACCCCUUCAGGGAUCAUUUGAUCUGUAUGGAGCUGUGGCCGUCAGACAAGCAUCGCCUAGCCUACACGACCUCGCUGCUUAUCUUCCAGUACUGCCUGCCCCUUCUGCUGGUGCUCCUCUGCUACCUCCGGAUCUUUCUACGCCUGAGACGUCGCAGGGACAUGCUGGAGCGCAGCAGGAGGACUCGAGGAGCCCAGAGGAUAAACGUAAUGCUGCUAGCCAUCGUCAUAGCCUUUGCUCUGUGCUGGCUGCCACUGAAUGUCUUCAACACUCUGUUUGAUUGGCACCACCAGGCCCUCCCAGACUGUCAGCACGACACAGUCUUCUCUGCCUGUCACCUGACGGCGAUGGCCUCUACCUGCAUUAACCCCAUCGUUUACGGCUUCCUCAACAGCAACUUCCAGAGGGAGCUGAAGUUGACACUGCAACGCUGCCAGUGCGGCAACCGGGCUACAGAGAGCUACGAGAGCUUCCCCCUAUCCACCGUGGGCAGUGAGGGCAUGACCAAAGCAACGUCACUCAACAGGAUGGGCUCGAUGUGCAUCCCCUCACCAAGACCUGAGAUUGGUUCAGCAAUACUUGCCAAGACAUUACCAGCUGCCACCUAAAAUCAAGGAUUAUGAGAACUGUCUUCUGACAGGUGGUUCAUCAGCGGUUCACAGCUGGAGGCAGUGUGCUAACAGCUGGCUGGGAUGGCUGUGUAAUCAAAUGCUGCUUCAUCUUGGCUUGGGUUCCAUCACUUCACUGCCAGAGAUAAACAGCUGAUUUGACCUGUCACCAAAUGUUUGGUGACAGGAAUGAAUGAAGAGGCUGAACGAUGCUGCUUUGAGUCCCGAACACGAGCAGGAAUCCUUGUUUAGAGUAACUCUACUGAGUGACAGAAGAGAGAGGAGGCAGGAGAGCUGGUAGCAGGGACUUUUCAGUAAGACAUGCCCCUUAGUUACUAUAACUAGGGCUAUUAGUUUUAGCUUUUCUCGAAUGUUGUUUGAGUGCUGCAACCAGUCAUUCUACAGCAUGUCAAAAUGGCAACAUUCUAACGACAUUCUAGUGUCAUAGACACAGUGGUGGGUUCUGUUGGUCAGUCUGUUGGUUGGACAGUCUGUCCACCAACAGACUGACUGACAGAACAAGCAGCUAACCAAAAGACCAUACAACCAACAGACUAACAAACCAGCUGACCAAAAGACCAUACAACCAACAGACCAACCAAUGGACGGAGCAGCUGAUCCACAGACCGUCCACCCGACAGACCGACAAGCUGACCUACAGACUGUCCACCCAACAGACCAACACACUGACCAGCUGACCGACAGACCAUCCACCCAACAGACCGAACAACAGACCAAAAAGCUGACCCACAGACGGUCUAACCAACAGAUGGACUGACCAAUAGACCGACCAGCUGUUCAAAAGAUCGUCCAACCAAAGACUUUGGUGUUGAAAGAAGUGAAAUCAGCUCACCUAACAGAGUGUCAGCAGCUGCAGCGCCAUAUUUUCUUCAAAUUUUUCUACAGACAGAACCAGUGGCCCCUCCCACUCUGCAAUGAAGCAGGGGAUGUUGGUGGAACCAGGUUACACUGCUUUGAAGUUUUUUUUUGUGCAAAGAGCUCAGCAGGAGCACAGACUGUUACUGCUGCUGAAAAAUGUACUAAAAACUGAAGGAAACUAACAAAAUCAAGUUUAAAAAAUGGUUCUAUUACCGAAGCCAAUGUGAGAUCUCUGGCUAUCUCUGCCAACAUUUACUGCCAAAAUUCUUUUGCAGUUCUUCAGUUUACUUUCAGACACAAAUUAUUUAGUGUUGCACACAGGUGUUGAUUUGAUGAGAUGAAAUGACGACUGUGACUGACAGUUGUAUAAAAUCACCUAGCAAUCGGGUUAACAUUUGAGACCAUUUUAAGUAGCUGAGUAAAAGCUGUAAAAGUUAGUAGUAGGUCCCAGGUAAAGUGUCAGCAUUUUUAUUAAUCCUUUAUUUAUCCAGGUAAAAAAUCUCAUUGAGAUUAAAAAUCUCAUUUCCAAGAGAGACCUGGCAUCAUAGCAACAAAAUAGGUAUGUGGUAUGUGACUUUUUCUAUCUUGAACAGCAUAGAAAUAAAACCAGAGCUCUGUCACAGCAUGCCAGUGUUGCAGGCUGUUUUAAAGCAGUUAAAGUAGAUCUGUCCCGUUCUCUCUUAUUGUCUGUCACAUAUAUCCUUUUCAUUUUAAACAUCACCAAAAUUUCAAAUAUUGUGCUCAGAGUAUGUAGAAAUAAUCACUGAGGCUGUGCACAGCUCUAAAUUAAUUUAAUCUUUUUUCUCUAUUCUUAGAACUGUAUUUGAUGCCACAGACAGAGAUGAUGUCCUUGAAUAGUCAUCUCAUUUCACCCACUUCUGCUAAAGGGGGGGGCAGAAAUUAAAUGAAUGUUGGUUUACAUUACAGGGAAUGAAGUGAAGGCCUAAUGUUUAAUUAAUAGUGGUUCAUUUGAGCUACUCUGGCUCAAGAUUAAUAAUACAUAACUCAGAAUUAGGAUAAGAGGACCCUUUCAACACAGAAGUCAUUUUAAUCUCUUAGUAUAGACAUGCCUUGUAUUAAUGGUUUGGGGUUUAGUUGAGUUACGUUAGGUUAGGUUCAGUUGAGUUCAGUUGAUGAGUUCAGUGAGGUGGGGUGUGGUUGAGCGAGGUUGAAUUGAUGAGUUGGGUUGAAGUGAGUUUGGUUGAGUUGGGUUAGGUUAGUGUAAACGAUGUGCAACAGACCCGACCACAUCUCAGCGCUUUUCUGCGUACACUUUUCUUUAUUGCGAUUACUGUUCAUAACAAUACUCACACUGCAGCUUUCCAGCUCACAGGAGAAGAUUAGUAACUUACAUGCAGUGGAAAACAAUAUGGUUGCAGGUUAUAUGGUCAUAUGGUUAACAAUUGCAGAAGUUGUUAAUAAAAUCCACUGAGUGAGUGACUCUGUGCUAAUGUUAGCGUUUAUAUACUUGAGCCGAUUUUGUCCUAAUUUCAGUGACUGCAUCUUAAAUAACAUUUUUAAAGAUGUUGUUUAGCCUUAUUCUGUGCUGAAUGAAAAGAAAUGUUUCACACUCAGUUUGUAGCAGCUUCACACACUCUUACACUAUUCUACUGUUCAUGUCAGAUGUACUGUUAUAGUUACAGUUACUAUUACACUUACAGUUAUCCAUCCCUGUCUUUCUUCCUUUUUGUUAAAGCAUAAUUUUUAUUUCUUAUAUCUCUAAAAUCUCCUCCUGUCUUUUGCAGAUGGAAAAUAAUGCAGUUUUUGGGAUUCUUUCCAGUACGGGUUUUCAAUUUGAUCAACAUUUGAGCAAUUUUAGAAGCUAUAAAUUUUCCAUACAUCCGAAUGAUAACAAAUGUUAAAAGACCCAGUUUCUAAUCUCCUUCUUAAAAAAUAAAACCUAUCUGGCUGUGCAUGUUUGUUCUCUCUGUGGAGUCAUUUCUGUUUUAAACUCAUUUCGUUUUUGGUUCAAAUGACCAAACGUGGGACCAAAUUCUUCUUUCUCAUAUAACUGGGGAUGAGUUUCCUCUGUCAGCUUCUUCAUGCCAUUUAAGUGAGAAAGGUGUAGUCUGUGUGGGGCUGUUGGGUAAUGUAGUGCAGAAUGU
Maylandia zebra (zebra mbuna) is the source of this 4535-nucleotide messenger RNA. RefSeq names its product neuropeptide Y receptor Y8a (gene npy8ar). The record is from RefSeq and is a predicted model, not a curated record. Gene Ontology annotation, cellular component: plasma membrane; neuron projection. Gene Ontology annotation, biological process: G protein-coupled receptor signaling pathway. Gene Ontology annotation, molecular function: neuropeptide binding; neuropeptide Y receptor activity. Lineage: Eukaryota; Metazoa; Chordata; Actinopteri; Cichliformes; Cichlidae.